Messenger RNA from Caenorhabditis sp. 36 PRJEB53466, 1702 nucleotides. The record is from the annotation of a GenBank genome assembly. NCBI's taxonomy places the organism in Eukaryota, Metazoa, Nematoda, Chromadorea, Rhabditida, Rhabditidae.
AUGGGAAAGAAGCAGCAUCAGAAGGACAAGUUAUACUUGACCAAUUCCGAAUGGAAAGCUAUUGGAGGACACAAAGAUGGUAACUUGUACAUUUUAAAGGUAUUUCAAUAUGUUUUAAUCAUUCAGACACUGGUACGCGGCUCCAGAGAGCUCAAUUCAAGCGCUUGCCCAUUAAUCACUGUUCCUUGUCGCUUCUUCCCUUCGAAAAUCCUGUUUGUGCUCGAUCUGGAGAAAUCUUCGAAUUGACGUGACUAUUUUUUUAAAUCAUCUCUAAAUCAGCGUUUUUUUCAGAGCGAUCUUGCCGUACGUAAAAAAACACGGCAAAAAUCCGUGCACAGGAAAACCGCUGACCGCCAAAGAUCUCAUUCAUUUAAAGUUCGACAAAGGAGAAGAUGGAAAGUUCCGAUGCCCCGUCACAUUCCGCACUUUCACUGAUCACAGCCAUAUACUGGCAAUCGCGACAACCGGAAAUGUGUACUCGUAUGAAGCCAUUCAGGAACUCAAUCUGAAGAGAAACCAUUUGAAAGAUCUGCUUACCGAUGUUCCUUUCACUCGUGCGGAUAUCAUUGAUCUACAAGAUCCGAACCAUUUGGAAAAGUUCAACAUGGAACAGUUUCUGCAUGUUAAACUUGACCUGAAAACAUCGGAGGAGUUGAAAAAGAAAAGGAAGCGAUGAAGGAUCCAAAGUUUUACAUCAGAAGAAUGAACAAUGCGUGCAAGUCAGUUCUGGAUCAGUUGGAGAAAGACUACGUACCAAAAAAGAACGAAGUUGAAGAGGAUUCGACUGCAGACGCAAUCAACGCGGCGCAUUACAGUCAAGGAAAAGUAGCGGCCGGUUUCACUUCGACCGUUAUGGCUCCAGUUACGAACAACAAAGCGGCAGUUCUGGACGAUGACACCGUCAGAUACAACAGAGUGAAAAAGAACGGAUUCGUGCGAUUAGUCACAAACUUCGGAGCAUUGAACCUCGAAUUGUACUGCCAGAAGGCUCCAAAAGCGUGCGAGAACUUUAUAACGCAUUGCUCGAAUGGAUAUUAUAACAACACGAAAUUCCAUCGAUUAAUCAAAAACUUCAUGCUCCAAGGAGGAGAUCCGACUGGAACCGGGCACGGAGGAGAGUCCAUCUGGGGAAAACCGUUCGCCGACGAGUUCAUUUCGGGAAUGUCCCACGACCAGAGGGGCGUUCUUUCGAUGGCCAACAAGGGAUCGAACACGAACGGAUCCCAAUUCUUCAUCACUUUCCGACCGUGCAAAUAUCUAGAUAGAAAGCACACAAUCUUCGGAAGACUUGUCGGAGGACUCGAGAAUCUGACCACCAUUGAGAAAUUGGACACGGAAGAAGGAACAGACGUUCCGACGGUGCCACUGGUUAUUAUGAGGGCAGAGGUGUUUGUGGAUCCUUUCGAAGAAGCGGAAAAAGAAGUUCAAGCAGAGAGAGCUGAAAUUCUGAAGAAUAGUGAGCCACCGAUAGUAACUUAAGAAAAAUUAAUUUAUUUCAGCUUCGAAAGACACUGCCUCGUUGGCCAGUAAGAAGGAGAAAGAAGCUGCGAAACCGAAAGCAGUCGGAACCGGAGUCGGGAAGUACAUGCAAUCUGUGACUGCGGCCAACAAACGACACGGCCAGAUGGAUGAAGUCCCCUUGGAGGCCGCCAAGAAGAAAAAGUUCGCAAGGGCCGGACUCGGAGACUUUUCCGAGUGGUGA